Messenger RNA from Blepharisma stoltei, 3947 nucleotides. The record is from the annotation of a GenBank genome assembly. NCBI's taxonomy places the organism in Eukaryota, Ciliophora, Heterotrichea, Heterotrichida, Blepharismidae.
AUGAUUAUUGCUCUUGCAAUAAUUUCAUCUAUCUUGCCAUGUGCAGGUAAAAUUUAUUAAGACUCGAACUUCAUCUUUUUUUAUCAACUAUUUCAAGGAAUUGGAGAAGUUCUUUCUGAUUUUGGUCUUGAUCAACACCAUGCCGUCAAUGGUUUCACAGCUGAAGUAGAAAAUGAUUCCAAUUGCAUUUUUACUGAUAGAGGAGGCUAUUUUGAUGGCUCAACUCUUAUAACUCCUCCAGAUAACUCAGUAGUGCAAAAUCCAUUAUCAAUUCCAACAUCCUUCACUUUUGAGUUCUGAAUAAUGAUUAUUUCAGAUGGAAUAAUAUUCUCUCGAUAUGAUAGCUCCAAUAACAUUUUGAUAAAAAUCAGUGUAUUGUCAGGGUCUAUGAGUUUUUGGGCAUAUACAUCUGAUCAAAGUUUCCCAGCUGCUGGAAAUAAUGGGCCAAAUUAUCCUGUUACUUAUAGUAAUUUCUAAAUAGAUGAAUGGCAUUUUAUUGUGGCAACAGUGAAUUUUGAUGGGUCUACUGCAGUUGAAACACUUUAUAUAGAAAAUAAUAAUAAUUCAGCAUCGUUUCCAGGAAGUUAUACUAUUGACGGACUUGCUUAUGGCACAAAUAUAGGCUGCGAUCCAACAUGUGGUGCAGGAUUUACUGGAUACAUUUAUGGCGAUGAACGAUAAUAGAUCGCUCUGAACUAGAAAUAUUCUGAAACUUCAAGGGUUGGUUUUCCAAUUCAAGAUGACAAAGCAGAUGAUAUAAGCUUUUUCAAAUCCCUUAUCUUGAGAGAAUAAUAGUAUUUUUUUCAUUCACGGAGAAAGGCUUUAUUUUAUUAAUAAUUUUAAAUUUUUACUGAUUUUUUUAAAAAAAAAAGUUUGGUAAAAAACUUCUAAAACAAAAUAAUUUAAUUUGUAAAAUUUAUUUUUAAAAAUAUAAGCCUCUCAAAAUUAAAGAAGAUGGCAAGUUAUUUUAUUAUACGAAUUGUUACUUAUAAUUUUUUCAAAGAAAAUUUUUGUAAGUUCACGGAGAGUGUUUUUACUCAAAAAUGGGAAUUUUUUCUAAUUGUUUUGUUCGCUCACUGGGAAAUUUUGAUCUACUUGAGUUAGAGAGCCAACUCAAAAGUAGCCCAGGAUUUUUUUAGUCAGAGUGAACUAUUAUAAUUAUUGAGAUAUAUUAUUUUAUUUUUAAGAACAUGGCAGAAUCCUUAACUGAUUUUCAAAAUUCAUGAUCUAUUUCUUGCUCUGGCUGCACUUAUUGCCGGCCAUCGCAGCCUUGCAUGUCAACUUGUACUAACCCUCGAUACCCUGAUAGCUGCUCUGCUCAAUGUAAUUGUGCGAAUAAUGCGAUAGCUAGUUGCUCAGAUUCAAACAUAAAUUCAUGCCAAAUGUGUGAUUCUUCAUGCUCAAGGACUUGCUCAGGCACAACAUCAAACGAUUGCCAAGAUAUUAAGGCUACCUACUGCCAAGGGAUUCAUCCCUAUUCCCCUAUCCAAAAAACUUGUUUGUGAAAUGUGGUUUGUCCCAAUCACUGCUAUUAUUGUGAGGUUGAUCCUACUUGUAUACAGUGCGAUUUCGGGUAUUUUGUUGAUAAUACAGGAAAUUGCAUCCAAUGCGAUUCAAGCUGUAAUGGUUGUUCAGGAUCAGCGACUCAUUGCUUAAGCUGUUCUACGCCAGGAUAUUCUCCUUCGACGUCAAAUGGAGCUUGCCAAUGUACAACAUCAGAAUAUGAAAUUUCAUCAAGUCCUCUAGUAUGUGGCAGCUGCCAUUCAUCAUGCAGUACCUGUGCUGGCUCUGGAAAUAAUAAUUGCUAUACUUGUGCAGAUUCCGCUAUAAUUCCUGUAUCAACUCCCGGAUCUUGCUCGUGCCCGUCUAAUAAAUACAUAGCUCAAAAAGCUACUCUUCUUUGUAAAGACUGUGAUUCAUCUUGCCUUACAUGUAGUGGUCCAUCUAGCAGUGACUGCUUGACCUGCUCUAAUUCAAUUGUUUUAGCCUCAACGCCAAGCUCUUGCACUUGUAGCUCUGGAGAAUAUAUAUCAAUAAAAAAUCCAAAAACUUGCAGCCCUUGCCAUAGUUCUUGCGCUACAUGUUCUGGAGGAUUUAUAACAGAUUGCUUAAGUUGUGCAAGUUCAGUUGUAAUGAGCUCUAGCCCUGGGCAAUGCAUAUGUGCACAAAAUCAAUAUAAAUCUCAAGACUCUCCAUUAGUGUGCACAGACUGCCACCCAUCCUGCAGUAGCUGUUCAGGACCUUUGUCAACAGAUUGCACAUCAUGUCUGGAUUCUUCAAGAGUUGUAGCUUCUAACCCUGGAUAUUGUGAUUGUGAUGCAUCACAUUAUAUCGUCUCUAAAUCCCCAUUUAUUUGCGGAGAUUGCGGUGGAGAUUGCUAUUCAUGCUUUGGAUCAGCCGAAAAUAAUUGUCUAACUUGCAAAAAUAGUUUAAUUACCCCGAGCGCAGAUGGGUAUUGCAAGUGUAAAGAUAAUGAAUAUAUCGUUUCAAUGACUAAUUUGCAAUGUGGGGCUUGCGAUCUAAGCUGCAGUUCUUGCGUUGGUCCAGGUCCUGACCAGUGUUUAACAUGCAAAGAUUCAAGUGUAACGCUUAAAGUUCAACCUUCUUCAUGUUCAGAAUCCUCAAAUGAAAGCAGCAAUAAAAGUGAAAACGAUUUAAAAGAAUAUGCUAAAGCGAGUGGGUAUCUUGUAUCAGCAGGCCUUAUUGCUUCUGGAUUUCUUAUAUCCGUAAUCGAAGGAAAAACAGGUACAUUAUGAACUUAUGUUAAUAUUGUUCAGCUUUUAGCUUUUAUUCCACUUCAAAAUAUUGAUAUUCCUGAAAACCUUUAUGAAUUUUGAAAAGCUUUUCUUUCCUACACAAUGAUGCCAAGCUUAGGAAAACUCUUUUAUGGGGAAGAUGGAGCUGAUGAUGUAAAACCAUAUUCAAACUGAGUUAAAUAUGGAUACAAAGGAAGCUCAUUUUUAGUCAAUGGAGGUGGAAUGUUUUUAAUUGCUUUGGUAGUAACACUACUAUGAACUAUUGUCUACUCUUUGAAAUGUUAUUCAAACGAAAAAGUACAAAAGAUUAUAAUUCCACUAUUAUCUAAAUUCAAAUACAAUGCUUUUAUUAGGUUAUGGCUCGAAAUUUAUAUUUUGCUGAUGGCAGCAAAUAUAGUUGGAAUAAAUAACUUAUUAUUUUCAAGUCCAAGUGCAUUUAUUGACUCGAUUUUGUCGAUUUUUAUUCUUAUAUUAAGCGUUUUGCUUCAAAUUAUAUUUUUUAUCAUUAUAUACACAAAUAGAUUUAAGGCAUACAGAAAAUCAAAAAAAAUUACAGCGAAAUAUGGAUCGUUAUUUGAAGAAUUUAGAUUUAAUAACCGCUAUAUUGAGCUACUUUAUUACCCAUUUUUUCUGCUCCGGAGGUUUAUCUUAGUUAUAAAUUUAUACAAUUCAUCUAGAAUCCCAUUAUUGCAAUGACUUUUAAAUUUAUUUUAUUCUAUAUUAGCAACAUUAUUUUUGUUCAAAUAUUGCCAUUUCAAAGACAAAGAAAAUCAUUGAAUAAACUUGGCAGGAGAGUUUCUUGUAGCAGUAUCAUUUUUAUUAACUGGCCCAUAUAUAUAUGAUAUUCCAUAUAUUUUAGAUAACGCAAUUCAAAUCACAGUUAUUUGCUUAACAUUUUCAUACUUGUUAGCGAGCUAUUAUUUUUUAAUGGUAAAAAUUUAUGCCACUAUUAAAACUAAACUUGAGAAAAAAAGCAGUGCAGCAGUCAUUCCUGAAGUUGUAAGAAUAAAUGCAUCUGAAUUAACAGUAAUUCCCGAAUCAACAAGAAUAAAUGCGCCUGAAUUUGGCGAUUUUCAAAUAAGAGUGUCACAAAAGGAAUUAUUAGCUUUAAAAAAUACAGCAUAUAAUUCGAAUGACACAAUAUUAAGCCAAAAAGAUGAGCAGAAAGUUAGUGAUUUAGACCAUAUCUAA